Ochotona curzoniae (black-lipped pika) is the source of this 4801-nucleotide messenger RNA. RefSeq names its product StAR related lipid transfer domain containing 8 (gene STARD8). The transcript is spliced from 14 exons. Bases 39 to 3395 code for a protein of 1118 amino acids. Gene Ontology annotation, biological process: actin cytoskeleton organization; signal transduction; regulation of Rho protein signal transduction. Gene Ontology annotation, molecular function: lipid binding; GTPase activator activity. The record is from RefSeq and is a predicted model, not a curated record. Lineage: Eukaryota; Metazoa; Chordata; Mammalia; Lagomorpha; Ochotonidae.
UGCGGCGCUGCCCUGCGCCACCCCUCGACCCCGGACGUAUGGCUGAGGGCUGGGGGCCUGCCUCGCGGCUUCCAAAGCCUCGGACUUGGACGCCCUGGGGUGUGAAGGGCCCCCGCUGGGACCCGCUGCGCUGGAGACCAGAAACUGAGGCCAAAAGAGCAUGUGAAUGGCUUCGCGCCACAGGAUUCCCACAGUAUGCUCAGCUUUUUGAAGAAGGCUCAUUUCCCCUGGAUAUUGACUCUGUGAAGAAGGACCACGGUUUUCUGGACGAGGACUCUUUGGGGGCCCUGUGCAGGAGGCUGAUGACCUUGAACAAUUGUGCCUCGAUGAAACUGGAGGUCCAUUUUCAAUGCAAGCAGAAUGAAGACUCUGAAGAGGAGGAACAGUGUACCAUCAGCAACCACUGGACCUUCCAGCGUGAAAGCAAGCGCUGGUCUCGCGUAGGUUCCUCUGACCUUCUGGCCCCACCAAGCCCCAGCCUGCCUGUCACCUCUAGCUGUGAGAGUGUUCUCACUGAGCUGAGUGCCAACUCUCUGCCAGUCAUCACCGUGAGUGUACCGCCUGAGCCAGGAGAGCUACCCUCACUGGGCCAUGCCUCCAGUGCAAGUGACCAGCCCCUCUUGAACAUUAGCCAUGGCCAUGAGGGGUCCCAGGACAAAGUCAAGAAGCACCGUUCUCGGAGUUUCCUCAAGCACCUGAAGAGAAAGGACAAGGGUGGCGGGCAGCAAGCAGAGCCUGAGCGUGGCCUGGCCAUGCCUGAGAAGACCUCCAAAACCUCAUCUUUCCGAAGUGGUCGGGGCUUCCUGUCAGGUGGAUUUUACAAAGCCAAGGACCGAGCAACUAGUUCUGCCAGCCGCAGUGGUGCUGAGACUCGGAGGGCCUGGGACAUCUGGCCUGUGGCCACACUGCGGCAUCCUCAGCGCAGACGCUGGGGUGACUGCCUGGUACAUGUACCCAGGGACCAUAAACCAGGGACAUUCCCUCGCUCCCUGUCCAUUGAAAGCCUGUGUCUUGAGGAUGGGCACCGCCUGGCAGAUUGGCAGCCAGGUAGGUGCUGGGGUUAUGAAGGGCGCCGUGGCUCCUGUGGCUCAACGGGCAGCCAUGCCAGCACCUAUGACAAUUUACCCGAGCUGUAUCCACCAGAGCCUGUGUCAGCUGCGGCUGAGACUGAAGAUGAAGACACUGAAGGAAGUUAUGCCCACUUAGAUGACAUCCUCCAGCAUGUGUGGGGGCUACAGCAACGGGUGGAGCUCUGGUCUCAGGCCAUGUACCCAGACAUGCGGCCUGCAGAGAAGGAAGAGGAAGAGGAUGAGGAAGAAGAGGAAGAGGCCAGUUCACCAGUGGAAAUAGCUACGGCUGAGGCUGAAGGCCAGGCUGAGGCUGAGGCCCAGGGAAGCUCCUCAGCGUGGAUCCAGAGUGAAGUCCAGCUAGUAGUACCAGCUCAGAUCCAGGCUCCAGCUGAAGCAGAACCAUUGGCACAGGCAGAGGCCGAAGCCCCAGUCUCAGUCCCAGUCUUGGCUCCAGUGUUGGCCCCAGCCCCGGCCCCAGCCUCUGCUGUGAUCCCAGCUGAGAACAAUGAACAAGAAGCAAAUUCAGGUGGGGAGCCCACCUCUGCCUCCAGCCUCUCUGUGGAAGGACAUUCCAUUUCUGACACUGUGGGCUCCUCCAGUGAACUUGACAGUAGCAGAAAUUCUGUGAGUGAGGCUGAGGCUUCAGGAUCCCUUGCUGGACUGCAGGCCUCAGCACCUCGUGAACGGCGUGAUUCCGGCGUGGGGGCCUCACUGACCAGACCCUGCAGAAAGCUCCGUUGGCACAGCUUCCAGAACUCCCACCGUCCCAGCCUCAACUCGGAGUCUCUGGAGAUCAACCGGCAGUUUGCGGGGCAGAUCAACCUGCUGCACAAAGGCUCACUGCUGCGGCUCACUGCCUUCAUGGAGAAGUACACCGUGCCCCACAAGCAUGGCUGGGUCUGGUCAGUUCCAAAGUUCAUGAAAAGGAACAAGACCCCAGACUACCGGGGACAGCAUGUAUUUGGGGUGCCACCGCUCAUCCAUGUGCAGCGCACGGGCCAGCCACUGCCACAGAGCAUUCAGCAAGCCAUGCGCUACUUGCGCAGCCAGUGCCUGGACCAGGUGGGCAUCUUCCGCAAGUCUGGGGUCAAGUCCAGGAUCCAGAACCUGCGCCAAAUGAAUGAGACUUCCCCUGACAAUGUCUGCUAUGACGGCCAAUCAGCCUAUGACGUGGCUGACCUGCUGAAGCAGUACUUUCGGGAUCUACCUGAACCCAUCUUCACCAGCAAGCUCACCACCACUUUUUUGCACAUCUACCAGUUGCUCCCCAAGGAUCAGUGGCUGGCAGCUGCACAAGCCGCUACCUUGCUGCUCCCCGAUGAGAACCGAGAGGUGUUGCAGACCCUGCUCUACUUCCUAAGUGACAUUGCCUCAGCUGAGGAAAACCAGAUGACAGCUGGCAACCUGGCAGUGUGCCUGGCACCCUCCAUCUUCCACCUCAAUGUCUCCAAGAAGGAUAGCCCCUCACCCAGAAUCAGGAGCAAACGCAGCCUGGUUGGCCGGCCAGGCCCUAGGGAUCUGAGUGAUAACAUGGCUGCCACCCAGGGCCUAUCACACAUGAUCAGUGACUGCAAGAAACUUUUCCAGGUGCCCCAAGACAUGGUGCUGCAACUGUGCAGCUCCUACAACGCGGCUGAACUCAGCCCUCCUGGCCCAGCGCUGGCGGAGCUGCGGCGGGCCCGAGCUGCUGGGGUGAGCCUCAGCCUCUACAUGGAGGAAAGCAUUCAGGAGCUGCUGCGUGAUGCCGCGGAGCGCUUCAAGGGUUGGAUGAGCGUGCCAGGGCCUCAGCAGACAGAACUGGCGUGUAGAAAGGCACCAGACGGGCACCCUCUGCGUAUGUGGAAGGCAUCCACAGAAGUGGCUGCCCCCCCAGCUGUGGUGUUACAUCGCGUCCUGCGGGAGCGGGCCCUUUGGGAUGAGGACCUGCUGCGAGCCCAGGUGCUGGAAGCCUUGAUGCCAGGGGUGGAGCUGUACCACUACGUCACCGAUAGCAUGGCACCGCAUCCCUGCCGCGACUUUGUGGUGCUCCGGAUGUGGCGCUCUGACCUGCCUCGUGGCGGUUGCCUGCUUGUCUCGCAGUCCUUGGAUCCUGAACAACCCGUGCCAGAGUCAGGAGUGCGAGCCCUCAUGCUCACUUCCCAGUAUCUCAUGGAGCCCUGUGGCUUGGGCCGUUCGCGCCUCACUCACAUCUGUCGUGCCGACCUCAGGGGCCGUUCUCCUGACUGGUACAACAAAGUCUUCGGGCACUUAUGUGCCAUGGAAGUGGCGAAGAUCCGGGACUCCUUCCCUACUCUGCAGGCGGCUGGCCCUGAGACAAAGCUGUGAGCUUUGCGCUGGAAACCAUACAGGUCCCUGGCACCAAGAGAGUGACAGGGAGUAAGAGCAGGUGUCUCCCCAUUUGUUCCGAAGGUUCCUCUAUAUGCACAAGGGAGGCAAGGACAAUAUAGGUGUCCUACCACCACUCCACCUUCAUCCCCAGCCAGCACUGUAUGCUAUGCUACUCUCCUGAGAGAGGAGAGCCCUGUUGAUAGCAAGAAUACCACUGCUGCCUGCCACCUGCCCCUGAAACCACCUCACAAACUGAACAAUCAACCCUGCCCACCAUGCACAGGGAGGAGGAUGGAGAGGAAAGGAGAGAGAGGAAAGGAAAGGAGAGGAGAGGAGGAGGUGGAGAAAGGGAGAGGAGAGAACAAGAGAGGAGAGGACAGGAGAGGAACAAGGCAGCCCUACUCACUCUUAGACUGACAGGCCAAGCCAUUCUAUUUGGUGCUAGGGUGGUCCUCUUGAAGUUGGAUCAGGAAGGUUCUGGUCCUUCCUUUGGGGCCUACAUUGGUCCUGAAGUGCUUUUCCAAAGAAAAUGGAUUUGAGGCCAUGGGCAUGUGGUGGAGCACAGAGCAGCCCCAACCACAACCAUCUGUUUUGUUUGUGCAUAAAUACGAUGCUGAUUUUUAUGAGGCUGAUGUAGAGGGGAUAGUAACUGGCCCCUGGUAGGUGACAUGACGAUUUGGGACAGCUUGGGAUUGCAGAAUGGGAACUAUCAUUUCUCAAGUCUCAAGAAACCCAUGAACCAGUCUCCCCCUGGCUUGAGCUCCACGUUUUAUCUGUCACUCUCUAGGGUCCCUGGUAGCGUUUGGCCACCCACUACCAUGUGUGAAGAACAAACAGGCUCAUCCCUACCACACAGUAUAGGCAAAAGCUAGUAGUGGCGAGAAGGCAAGUGUCUUAAGAUCUCACCUCUUUGGCACACGAUAGUAGGUUCACAUAGCAGCCCCAUCAUUAAUCAGUGACCUGGCUUCUGGGCCAGCCAGAGAGGAGGAUCUGUCUUAGCCAGCUGGGGCUUGAUCCAAGCCUGAUCUGUCACAUGCACAUAUGCUGCUGCCAUCUUUGUUCAUAUCACAAUUUAAAUGGCAUUCAAAGGGCAACCAGUUUUUUGUCUUUCUGCCAAAUAAACUGUAUCGGGAUGGGUCUUAGCCACCACCGUACUUUUAAGCCAAUUUUAUGUGUACCUAUAAAUAUUGUACAGUAAGGAUGUGUAUUUGCAUGUGUUUAUGGACAUAUAUACACACACAUACAUACAGGGAUGUAGUCUUGUGUGAGUGUAUUAUAAUCUCUUGGUGGGAGUGCGGGUCUGAAAGGUCACAGAGGGCAUGGCACUUUCUACAAGAGGAGAGAGACGGAGAGCAGGUUACAGCAAGAACCUUUCACAGAAUAAUAAAGCAUUACUAAAGAUG